This is a messenger RNA of Saccharomycodes ludwigii, 2169 nucleotides long. It is a transcript of the gene ENP2, whose product is annotated as ribosome biosynthesis protein ENP2. The transcript has a single exon. The record is from RefSeq and is a predicted model, not a curated record. Gene Ontology annotation, cellular component: small-subunit processome; nucleus; nucleolus. Bases 1 to 2169 code for a protein of 722 amino acids. Gene Ontology annotation, biological process: maturation of SSU-rRNA from tricistronic rRNA transcript (SSU-rRNA, 5.8S rRNA, LSU-rRNA). Gene Ontology annotation, molecular function: protein binding. NCBI's taxonomy places the organism in Eukaryota, Fungi, Ascomycota, Saccharomycetes, Saccharomycodales, Saccharomycodaceae.
AUGGUUUUAAAAUCCACAUCAGCUAGUGACAUAUCAGUAUACCAAGUAUCAGGUACAAACGUAGCAAGAUCACUACCCGAUUGGAUAGCUAAAAAAAGAAAAAGAGCCUUAAAAAAUGAUUUUGAAUAUCAAAACAGGGUUGAUUUAGUUCAAGAUUUCGAAUUUAGUGAAGCUUCUAAUAAAAUUAAAGUUACGCCUGAUGGGCAAUUUGCUAUGGCUACAGGUACGUACAAGCCACAAAUCCACGUUUAUGACUUCAAUAAUUUAUCGUUAAAAUUUGAAAGACAUACUGACGCAGAAAAUGUUGAUUUUUUAAUACUAAGUGAUGAUUGGACUAAGUCAGUUCAUUUGCAAAAUGAUAGAAGUAUUCAGUUCCAAAAUAAAGGUGGACUACACUAUACUACUAGGAUUCCCAAAUUUGGCAGAUGUUUAAGUUAUAACAAGAGUAAUUGUGAUUUGUAUAUUGGCGCUUCUGGAGAUGAAUUGUAUAGGUUAAAUUUGGAACAAGGUAGAUUUUUAAACCCGUUUAAACUGGAAACAGAAGGUGUUAAUUGCAUUGAUAUUAAUCCAGUGCAUGGUUUGAUUUCAAUAGGCAUGGAGAACAACAAAGUUGUUGAAUUUUGGGAUCCAAGAAGUAGAAGUAGAGUUUCUAAACUGUUUUUAGAAAAUCAGUUAGAUAAUUCACAAUUCCAAAUAACCGCCACUAGUUUUAGAAAAGAUGGAUUAAAUUUUGCAUGUGGUACUUCUAAUGGAUAUAGUUAUAUCUACGAUUUACGUGCCAACAAUCCAACCAUGAUCAAGGAUCAGGGCUAUGGUUUUGAAAUCAAGAAAAUAAUUUGGCUAGAUGACGUAGAUACCAGCAGUGGUGAUAAUAUCUUGACUUGUGACAAGAGAAUUGCUAAGAUUUGGAAUAGAAAUACUGGUAAAGCUUAUGCCAGUAUGGAACCUAAUGUGGAUAUAAACGAUAUUGAACAUGUCAAGGGUACUGGCAUGUUUUUCACGGCAAAUGAGGGGAUACCUAUGCACACGUAUUAUAUUCCUAACUUGGGUCCUGCUCCUCGUUGGUGUUCAUUUUUGGACUCCAUAACAGAAGAAUUAGAAGAAAAACCAAGCGAAUCAGUAUAUAGUAAUUAUAGAUUUAUUACUAGGGAAGAUGUCACGAAGUUGAAUAUCGGCCAUCUGGUUGGGUCUAAAGUGUUGAGACCUUAUAUGCAUGGGUUUUUCAUCAAUACAGAACUAUAUGAUAGGGUGUCCUUGAUAUCUAAUCCAGAUUCAUUCAAAGACCAAAGAGAAAGGGAAAUUAGAAAGAGAAUCGAAAAGGAGAGAGAAUCCAGAAUUAGGACUGGUGGUGCGAUUGAGAAACCUAAAGUCAAAGUCAACAAAAACUUGGUUGAAAGAUUAUCUACGAAACGUGGUAGCAAAGCAGUUACUGAAAAUGUAUUGAAGGAUGACCGUUUCAAGGAAAUGUUUGAAGAUGAAGAUUUCCAGGUCGACGAAGAUGAUUAUGACUACAAACAGUUGAACCCAGUAAAAUCUGCCAAAGAAACUGAAGAGGGCGCUAAAAAACGUAUUAGAGCAUUAACCGCUGCGGAAGAAUCGGAUGAAGAAAGAAUAGCAGCAAAAGAGGGACGCAGUGGCAAUCACAAUUACUCCGAUAUCGAGGAGGAUGGAUCAGACGAAGAGAAAGAGGAAAAAGAAGAAAAAGAAAAAGCAGAAACAGAGAAAAAAAUGUCUGAGAGGCAAAAAUCACAGAUUAAAAAGCAAUUAGAAAAUAUGAACCGCAGAAAAAAACAGAGAGAAGAAAGUGCCAAGUACUUAAUGGAAAUGAGACCUGGAACUGAUCUUAACCAGGAAGAGCAAAACAAAGCCGAAGUUUCAUUUGGUAAACAAGUUUCUAAAUUAAGAAAGGAACAACUGGAUAGCGAAAGAAAUGACAAUAACACUUUAUUCCGCAGAAAUCAUCGUGGUGAGGCAGAAUUAACGUUCAUACCUAAAAAACCACAGCCACGGCCUAAACAAAAAUCCAAAGAUAAUGGAGAUAAUAACAGUGCCAAUGAUGAUGAUGAUGAUGAUGAUGGCGAUGGUGGAGAUAGAAAAGAUAAUGGAAGAUCUAAACAAAGAUGGGAAGGUAGGAGAAGAGCUAGUAAAAACGUUUUCCGUGGCAUGUAA